Python bivittatus (Burmese python) is the source of this 3765-nucleotide messenger RNA. The record is from RefSeq and is a predicted model, not a curated record. Lineage: Eukaryota; Metazoa; Chordata; Lepidosauria; Squamata; Pythonidae.
UGCGCUGCCGCUUGGAGAAGAGUCCUCGGGAGCCGGAACCGCUUCUGAUUCCGGCUUGGCCUUUAGGGACCGGGGCCCCGGGCGGCUCCUUGAGCACGAGAUCCCGGCCGCGGGGCCUCGCGAGUGGGGAGCCAGGCCGGGUGGCCGCAGGCACAGUGGCUGAGUUCUGUCCUGGCGAUUAGGAUGAGGAGGGACAGCCCCCCCCUUGAGAGAGCAGCAGCAGCAGCUUGGCUGCAAUCCGUUGUGGGGGGGCUGCAUUUGCUAUGCUCCCUUGCAGCCCAGUGGCCAUUUUUUAAAAAAUCAUCUUUAGCGUUUUGAGGGGACUUGAAUUUCCACGCACUGGCCUAGAAACGGGAAGAGUUGCUGGGAAACUGGCACCCCUUUGCCCAUCCCUUUGCGCACAAGUCAGACGGGAACUUGGCUGUUUCCUCCUCCUCCUCCUCAAGGGAAUGUACCCAGGCAGUGGGGAAGCCUCCCAGAUAGCAGCCACCACAGCAGGGCAGCUGCGCAGAUGUUAAUCCAGAUGUGGGCGGCGGCGGCAAGAAACUAAGACUUUAAGAGGCAGACAUCAUUCUGAAGUGGAGGGAUACAAGCGUCCCCUACCUAGAAAGCUCUGAAUCCAAAAUUUGGUUGUGGCCACACAUUCCGGGAAUUCUAGGGUCUCCGUUGUGCAAAUGGCAAGAUGCCUUCAUGGCUGUGAAGAUCAAUCCAACAAUAAGUAAAAAAUACCAGAGUGAGUUUCCACAAGUCACGCGCACACACAGAUGAACACCCACACUGAGCAUUUCUUUUCCUUUGGUUUGCCUUGGAGAUAAAUCAGGAUGGAUCGUUACCUCUGGGCUGGAAACAAUUGGAGCAAAAAUAUUAAUUUGGGCAAUUUAAUUCAGACGUAAGUGGUGGAACUCAGCCAUAGAAACCUGGUAGGUAUCUCAAGAGGUCUUUCGUUCGUGCCGUAACUGAGUCUAGCUUCCACGCUCCUGGAAUUUGGGGAAGGACUAGUGCCCCCUCUUGCGACUAGCUCUCCCCCAUUCCAGGUUCAGUUGUCUGUGGCUACAAAACUCUGCAGACAAGCGACUUGGCCACCCAUCUGCUGGUCCAAAGUAGGGCCUAAGAGCAGGGAGGGGCUUUGCUGCUGCUGCAUUCUGCAGAACUGGCCCUGAGCGGGGGCGGGGGGGGCGGCGGCACUACUCUCUCACCAUCCCCAUGGACACAAGCUGCCCAAGUUGGAGAUGAAGGUAAACUACCUGUGAACCCCUUUCCUUUUCCCCAUCUGUCUUGCGCCCUAAUUACGUGUGGGUGUAAACUUCACAUUUACAAAUUGUGGGGAUGUUCAAACAACCUAAUGUGAGUGUUUAGUUCUGAGACAUUUUUUUUUAAAUGAAAUCAGUGACUGACACUUUUUCAUUUUAUUUUUUAAUAGAAAUUUUGCUAUCCUUCAUGCUUAAAUAUGUGUACCUCUCAUUAUAUAUAAAUAGAGCCUUGCUUGCUAGUAAUGUGUAACAUUUUAUACGUACUUGGCCAUGUGUCUUUUCUGUUGUAUGUGACUUAAUUACUGUUUCAUAUUAAAACUCGUCUUUUCUUAUGUAUUGCUUAUGUAUACCUGUUUUUGAGAUAUCAGUUGAGUACUUUUUAUACAACCUCAAAUGUGUUCCACAUUGGUGACAUUUAUUUUUGCAGUAACUUUUAAAAGAAUAAAAACAGGGCAUGUCUGAAAUAACACAUGCAUUAGGACUGUGACGCGUGACAAAGUUGAUGUAUGUAAUUCAAAUUGGAAACAAGCUCCCAAACUUUGUCCAUUAUUGUUCCCUUAGUAAGAAAUGAAAUUACUAUGUAAUGCAAAUUACUCAUACCAUGGUGCGUGUGUAAGCCACUCUAUGAAGUAUAGGGAUGACGUUUCUGUGUCUAUGUUGAUGGAUGGCGAGCUGAGCUGACCUCAUGGCAAAUGAUUAAACCGUUUUUUGAUGUAUUUUGGCAUACGCUAAAUUUGUGUCCGCGUGCAAGUGCGCUGGGCUGGCUGGGCUGGGCUCGGCGACGGGUGCCGCGACGCCGUCUGUUUCUUUAAAGCUGCGGCGAACGAGGACUCGCCCCCGGCCCCGGCCCCGGCCUGCCCGCCCAACGGAUGCGACGAAACUUCCCACGGCCGCGGAGCCGCGGGGUGUAGGCCGCGGCCGGGAGAAGAGCGCCUGCACACCCCCUCCCCUGCCGGCGCAUACAGCUCCCGGCAGCCCGCGGGGGGCAGCUUCCGGCGGAAGGCCGCGGGAGGGGCGGCGGCUCCCGACAGGCCGCGCGCCCAGCGUCCUGGCAACGGCCCGCCGCUGCCAUGCCGGUCUGGCUGCGCGACUUCAGCUGGGAGCAGACGGUCGAGGCCGUGCGCCUGACCGUGCCCGUGCGGACCGCGCGCCCCCGCCGCGACGGCGUCUUCUGCACCGAGCGGUACCUCAAGGUGAGCGCGCCCCCGUUCCUCUUCGAAGCCGCGCUCUUCGCCCCCGUCGACGCCGAGCGCAGCCGCGCCGAGAUCCGGGAUGGCUGCGUCUCCUUCACGCUGCUCAAGAAGGAGGCGGCCCCGUGGGCGUCCCUGCUGGCGGAGGACGGUGAGUCCCUGGCCCGGCCCGGGCGCCCCGCGGCGGGGAGGGAGCAGGCCCGAGCGAAAGCGGCGGCGACAUCUGCCGAGAAACGGGGACGCGGCAAAUUUGCCCUGGAGGCCGCCAUCAAGCUAGAAGAAGCAGAAAGAAAAAGAAUAGAAGAGCUGAAAGAACAGGAACGGAAAAAAGCCACUGAGGAGAUUGAGACAUGGAAAAGGCAGAAUGAGAUACAAAAGAAAAUACAUACCAAGUGCCAAUUGCCGGAUAAAAAGACAGAAGUCCCCAGAGAAACACAGGGGUACUGGAAUUUGGAAUCUUUUGCUGGAAAGGGAGCAUCCAAGUCAGGAGCAUUAACUAAAGCUAGAAGUUCUGGAAAUAUAUUUUCAGAGAAGAUAAAGGAAGACUCAGUUCCUUCUCCACGCUCUCCUGGAAGCAUUAUGAUAAACUUUACGCCUCGUGUCUUUCCAACAGCCCUUAGAGAAUCCCGGAUCCCAGAGGAGGAAGAGUGGCUAUGUAAACAAGCAGAGGCUCGCAGGAUAAUAAAUGCAGAUAUUGCUGAGAUAGAGGAUUUAAAAGAAGAGGAAAAGAACCCAGAGUGGUUGAAAGACAAGGGAAAUAAAAUGUUUGAAACUGGUAACUAUCUGGCUGCUGUCAAUGCUUACAACUUGGCAAUUCGUAUUAAUAAUAAAAUACCAACCUUGUAUUUGAAUCGAGCUGCUUGCCACUUGAGGCUGAGAAAUCUACAUAAAGCAAUUGAGGAUUCCUCUCAGGCCUUGGAUUUGCUAACGCCUCCUGUUUCCAACAAUGCCAAGGCAAGAGUGAAAGCUCACCUGAGGCGUGGGACAGCAUUAUGUGAACUGGAAUUGUAUGCAGAAGGCCUUCAAGAUUAUCUCGCUGCUCUCAAGAUUGAGCCUACAAAUAAAAAUAUAGAAGAAGAUGCUGAGAAGAUUCGGUGCAUAAUUCAAGGAAAUGAAUAACUAGAAAAGUUGUUCUGGUAAUUUUGAGGUUAAUCUUUGGAAGAUUUUUUUGUUUUGGGUGUUGUCCUCUUCCGCUUGGAUAUCAUUAUUAGAAAGUAGAGUGAGUGGUGGUGGUGGGGGCGUUAAAUGCAGAUCCUGUGUGUCCCCCCAUGGAAAAUGCUUCGUCACCCUUCAUUAAAAUGAGUUGCGAUACAGCCUCCCUCUCC